Messenger RNA from Syngnathoides biaculeatus (alligator pipefish), 1169 nucleotides. RefSeq names its product GDNF family receptor alpha 3 (gene gfra3). Gene Ontology annotation, cellular component: signaling receptor complex; external side of plasma membrane. NCBI's taxonomy places the organism in Eukaryota, Metazoa, Chordata, Actinopteri, Syngnathiformes, Syngnathidae. Gene Ontology annotation, molecular function: signaling receptor activity. The coding region runs from base 315 to 962 and encodes 215 amino acids. The transcript has 5 exons. The record is from RefSeq and is a predicted model, not a curated record. Gene Ontology annotation, biological process: nervous system development.
CACAAUCUGGUUUGGGGCCGCCACAAAAAAAGGACAAACUCCAACUCCAACGGACAAUCAAAAUUGCUGAAUGGAGUGUCGGUACCACUCUACCCGCCCUUGUGGAUUUGCACGCCAUUCGAUCUCGGAGAAAAGCAGCCUUGCCUGUCAUUCAAGGGGAUUUGGAAAACCAAAGCCUGAAAGCGGCUCAGGACUGUGGCCUAUAUGAGAAGUGUGGUGCUCUCCACUCAGAGUAUGUUCUGGCAUGCACCAAGAAGGUACCUGCAACCAAUCGAUGUAACCAGCACAAAUGACACCGGGCUCUGAGUAGAUUCAUGGAGAGAGUACCUAAGGAAUAUAGCUUUGGUGUCCUUUUCUGCUCCUGCACAAACACUCUGUGUGGUGAGAGGCGGAGGAAGACCAUUGUACCCUCAUGUGCUUAUGACGAUAUGGAGGAUCUCCAGUCCAAUUGCCUCCACCAACAAACUUUCUGCCGCAGGGACGCCCUAUGCAGGUCCAGAUUGGCUGACUUCAUUCAGAACUGCGAGCCAUUGCCACUAACAACCAGCGGCUGUCUGAGAGACUCAGCUGGUCUUUGCCUCCAAGCGUAUGCAGGACUUGUCGGAACUAUCAUGACUCCAAACUACAUUGAUAAUGACUCUGCAGCUGUAUCAUUGUCAUGCAACUGUAAAGGGAGUAGCAACCAAUGGCAAGAGUGUCUGAAACUCCAACAAAUGAUUUCCCACAACACCUGCCUACCUGUGUCAAAUAAAUGGAGAUUCCCUCUGAGAAGAAUCCUAUGUCACAAUGUGGUCUUUAAACUACACAACGCAGAAGUCCACCGGUCACAUGGAGGAAUUCUGUCAUGGCCCUGCCAGUUCCUGUCAUGGCCAUACCGGUCCCCGAUGCGGCACGCACCUGCUGGAAUCAGCGGAGGCGCACAUCUGCGCCUCGUCUCUAGUAAUCAUGUCCCAGUUAUAUAGAACCACACGUACGGUCUGGCCUUUGCCAGAUUGUUGGUUCAUGCCUCGUUUCCACACUCUCGUAAUCCCAUUCCUGAUCUCCUGUGUACCGACCCCUGCCUGCUGCCACUGACCUGCCUCCUACGCCUGACGUCAUUGUUACUGAUGCUCCCAUUGAAUGCGUGCCUGAUCCCUGACACUGGACUGAAUAAAUACCCGUUUCCCGAA